This is a messenger RNA of Lagenorhynchus albirostris (white-beaked dolphin), 2165 nucleotides long. Its product is annotated as NF-kappa-B-activating protein-like. Gene Ontology annotation, cellular component: nucleus. Gene Ontology annotation, biological process: negative regulation of DNA-templated transcription. The record is from RefSeq and is a predicted model, not a curated record. The transcript has a single exon. The coding region runs from base 3 to 1307 and encodes 434 amino acids. NCBI's taxonomy places the organism in Eukaryota, Metazoa, Chordata, Mammalia, Artiodactyla, Delphinidae. Gene Ontology annotation, molecular function: chromatin binding.
CAAUGGAGAUUCUCCCAGCUCGCGAGAGCGCCGCCUUCUCCCACGGCUUCGGGGACCCAGCAACAGCUAUGGAUCCGGUGUCUGGCUCCCGCAGCCCCGAGUGGGAGGUCUCGGGCUCCGGGGGGAAGCGUCGCAGUUCGUCGAAGAGCCCUAAGCCCAGCAAAACCUCUCGCUCCCCGCGGGGCCGCCGCUCUCGCUCGCACUCUUGCUCUCGGUCCGGGGACCGGAAUGGCCUUAGCCAUCAACUGAGUGGCCCCAGCCAAGGCUCCCAAAACCAGUCCUACCGCUCCCGCUCGCGGUCACGCUCUCGAGAGCGGCCCUCCGCGCCGCGGGGCGCCCCUUUCGCUUCUGCCUCCUCGUCCGCCUAUUAUGGCGGCUACUCACGCCCCUGCGGGAGCAACAAGCCGUGGCCUAGCCUCCUGGACAAGGAGAGGGAAGAGAGCCUGCGGCAGAAGAGAUUAAGUGAGAGAGAGAGGAUUGGAGAAUUAGGAGCUCCUGAAGUAUGGGGACUUUCUCCAAAGAAUCCAGAACCAGACUCUGAUGAACAUACACCAGUAGAGGACGAAGAGCCAAAGAAAAGCACCACUUCAGCUUCUACUUCAGAAGAAGAAAAGAAGAAGUCUAGUCAUUUAAAAGAAAGGUCCAAGAAAAGGAGGAAGAAAAAGUCAUCUAAAAGAAAACACAAUUAUUCUAAUGAUAGUGACAGUGACUCUGAUUCUGAAACAGACUCCAGUGAUGAAGAUACAAAAAGGAGAGCAAAGAAAGCCAAGAAAAAGGAAAAGAAGAAACGCAUAUCGAAGAAAUAUAAGAAAAAUAAGUCUAAGAAGAGCAGAAAAGAUUCCAGUGAUUCAUGUUCUAAAGAGUCCCAAGAAGAGUUUCUGGAGAAUCCCUGGAAGGAUCGAUCAAAGCCUGAAGAACCCUCAGAUUUGAUUGGUCCAGAGGCUCCCAAAACACUUGCCUCUCAAGAUGAUAAACCUUUGAACUAUGGCCAUGCUCUGUUACCUGGUGAAGGUGCAGCUAUGGCUGAAUAUGUAAAAGCUGGAAAACGUAUCCCACGAAGAGGUGAAAUUGGCUUGACAAGUGAGGAAAUUGCAUCAUUUGAAUGCUCGGGUUACGUAAUGAGUGGUAGCAGGCAUCGCCGAAUGGAGGCUGUGCGACUGCGAAAAGAGAACCAGAUCUAUAGUGCUGAUGAGAAGAGAGCCCUUGCAUCCUUUAACCAAGAAGAGAGACGAAAGAGAGAAAACAAAAUUCUGGCCAGUUUUCGAGAGAUGGUAUACAGAAAAACUAAAGGGAAAGAGGACAAAUAAGGAUUUUCUGAUUGCUCAUCAGACAUUUUUAACAACAAAAAAGAAAGUUUGGGUUCCAUAUAUACACACAAAAAGAUUACCAUGAUCUGAAAAAGCUUUACAGUGCUACUGUGCCUUCUAUUUAAUUCUUUCAGUCCUUCUAUAAAAAGCUGCUUAUUGAUGCCUCCACCCCAAAACCAACAAACAAACCAAAAAGCAAACUAACCCACAGACUUGUUGAAUUGAAAAUGUGAACAUUAGUUUUAAAAUUCUUAAUAGGCUUAUUAAAAAUGGUUAUUUCAAAUAUAAAAUAUUGGGAAGUCUCCUGUUGUGCCAAUGUAAGUACAUUAUUUCUAUCUGAGCUGUGUUUAGAUCAUUAUUUGAAUACUAGAAAUGGAUGGGAGUCAACAAUGAUCAGGAGUUUAAUAAGGAAAAAUAUAAUGAGUCAUUGUUUUCAUUGUUUUAACUUGGUUGCUUCAUAAGGAUGAAGCUAAAAUGAUGUUAAAUGUUUUUAAAGUCUGUCCUUUGUAAUAAGCAGAUUUCAUUUUAAGCAUUGUUAAACUUUUCAGUUUAUUUUUUACAUCUGUCAUUCAGUUUAAUCUGUAACUUCAUAUAGAACCCCUCACUUUCUCACUUUUUUAUGGCUACUGUUGGCUUUUAAGUUUGGGGGAAAUGGAAAAUUCUGGGACUGUGAGAUCGUGAUCUUUUUCCUUCCCUCCUUUUGUUGAAGUUUAGUUGUUAGGACAUACGAGUGAAGGGGGAGGGGAUAGUAGAAGUUUUGGCUGUUUUUGUUAAGGUUGUUUUGAGCUGCAUUAUUAUGUGCCUAGGAUAAAUUUAAAUUAUCUGAGUGAUGGGGAAUUUCUGACUUUGCUGUUAUAA